GCUACUGCUUAUGUUCCAUAAUAUAUAAGUAUAAGAGAACACACACGCGCGUAUAGAGCAGCGCGAGAGAAUAUAGUAGAAGAGAGACAUAUUGCGACGAUUCCGGAUAGCAAAGUAGCAUCCGUAUAGAGUCCCGAUCUGCUCGACUGCAAUUGUUUCUCGCGGUGGACUGUCGAAUUCUCUCUCUGUUAUUGUGUCAGUGUGCCAGGUGUAUGCAGCAUUAAAUAGACUCCGAUACUAGACAGCAUUUUGUAUACAUACAGCGAUUUUACGUCAAGGCGAGUCGCGCGCGAUUACAACUCGUUCAACGAGCAAAAUUUAUCCCCGUUUUUUACACGUAAACGUUUGAAAAAAGAUAAGCCGAGAGAGAGAGAGUUGAACUUUUGCUUUUUUUCUUUUUUUUUGAUCGAAUCGAAGCCGCGACAAGGGAGAGAGAUAUAUUCACGCGUAAUAUAUACAGCAUAUAACAGCGUCGCGCGAGCCUCGAGUUGAGCUGCUGCUACUGCUGCUGAGUGCUGCUGUUAGUUGCUACUGCUAUACUGCCUAGUGUCUGCCCUGCUGCUUAUAAGCCUGCGACACAUUGCGUAUUUGGAAAUUAGAGAGCUACUCUUGGUGCUUCGAGAAUCCGAUCAUCGCACAGUUUGCAACUUUAUAAACUCAUCACGAGAACUGCUACAAUUCAAUAGAAGGAGAGUAGCAUUGGCACGAUAGACAUUCGCGUUGCGGAGGAGAGACUCCACUUCACGCGCUCAGUGUAUUCGCAGAUUACGCGCAUUCAAUCAAAAAAAGAUUCGUCCGCGAGCAUGGCGGCCGUCUUCGAUAUCGAGCUCCACGACGUCGACCAGGAGCAGCACGAAGACUCCGAGGACGACGCCAUCGAGAUAGGCGAGGAGGGCUACGAUGAUAAUCCCGAUGUCAAUCGAAUUAUCGAAACCGAAGAUGUUGAAACCGUGGCUAUAUCGGAACAGAACGUCAACGGAGGCCGCGAACGAGCUGGACCCGAGGACUUUGAAUUAUGUAAAGUCAUUGGCAAAGGUGGCUAUGGCAAAGUCUUUCAAGUACGCAAGACAACUGGCAAUGACAGGGGCACCAUAUUUGCCAUGAAAGUUUUGCGCAAGGCAUCCAUUAUACGUAAUCAAAAAGAUACUGCUCACACCAAAGCUGAAAGGAAUAUAUUGGAAGCUGUCAAGCAUCCUUUUAUUGUGGAUUUAAUCUACGCCUUUCAAACUGGUGGUAAAUUAUACUUAAUUCUUGAAUACAUGUGUGGAGGAGAGCUCUUCCACCAUUUGAAUGAUGAAGGAGUAUUCUUAGAGGAUACAGCUUGUUUUUACUUGUGUGAAAUAAUAUUGGCAUUGCAACAUCUUCAUUUGCAAGGAAUAAUCUAUAGAGACUUGAAACCAGAAAACAUAUUGCUGGAUGCAGAAGGUCACAUUAAGUUAACUGAUUUUGGUCUUUGCAAGGAACAUGUAAAAGAAGGAACUGUUACACAUACUUUCUGUGGUACUAUUGAAUAUAUGGCUCCAGAAAUUUUAACAAGGAGUGGUCAUGGAAAAGCAGUAGACUGGUGGAGUCUUGGUACUCUCUUGUAUGACAUGCUAACAGGAUCUCCUCCGUUCACAUCUAACAAUAGAAAAAUAACCAUUGAAAAAAUUUUAAAAAGCAAAGUUUUCUUACCACAAUUUCUUACUCCCGAUGCUCGAGAUCUUCUCAGAAAAUUAUUGAAGAGACAAGUUCCUCACAGAUUAGGCUCAGCCCCAUCUGAUGCUGAACAAAUAAAGAGUCAUCCAUUUUUCAAGCAUAUCCAUUGGGAUGAUGUUAUAUCACGUAAACUAGUGCCUCCAUUUAAACCAACUUUAACAAGUGAAGAUGAUGUCUCACAAUUUGACAAAAGGUUCACUACAACAUUACCUAUUGAUUCACCAGCUGAAUGCACUUUGAGCGAAUCAGCUAAUCAAGUUUUUCAAGGAUUCACAUAUGUAGCUCCAAGUAUUUUAGAAGACAAUUUUAAACCAAGAGUAAUUGAUGGUAGAAAUUCCCGAAAAAUAAGUAUGGGAGAAUUUACAUUAGUAAGUAGUAAUAACUAUCCAGCCCCACAAAUCACACAAGUACCAAACAACAGGCAUAAUGGCGUUGAGCAAAGUAUAGAAGAUACAGAAAUGAUCGAAAUAGGAUAAACUCUACUGAAAGAUUAGAGUAAAAUAUAAUCAAGCUGUUGGAUUAUUGCAUGGUUUUGGUCAAUUUUUCAAUAAAUAAUUUAGUCGAUUAAGGCUCACAAUGAUAUAGAAAACUAAUCAACUGCAUUUGUACAAUACGCAUAAAAAUUCACAAUUAUCCAAUGGCAUGAUAUAGAUAAUUCUUUUAGAUAGAAAACUGUACCUCAUGAAAAUUCAUAAGUUGAUCUUUUUAUUUUUCAAAAGCAGUUUUUGAAAAUAAUGAAUUUUACUGAGUAUGUGGACGUAUUAUGUACAUGAAAUUAUGUCCAUACUAAUCUUCAGAUGUAAUCACUUAUGUAGAAGGUACAAAUAGGUUCAACAGUUCAACAUUUGCUGGUAUGCUUCAGUUUGAUUUUUUCUUACAAAUUAUUUAUUUUUUAUAAGAAUUAUACGAGAAACUAUGCAUAUUAUGCCCCAUGAUAGUUAUUUUAUAUUUUUUGAUUUUAAACAUUUGAUUUUUUAUUUUUUAACUUUUUCAAAAACUUAUGAAUGUUGCAAACAAAUAAUUACGUAACAACAACAAUUUAUUACAUAAAUCAAUAAAUUGUUACCGUGACUGAAGCAAUGAAUAAAAAUAGAACUUGAAACAAGAUUUUACUUAUUGAAUUGAAAACGUAUUGUUGUCAGGCAAUUUUUGAAAUAAGUUGAGAUAUACUUUUUUAUUUGUAAGUCAAACUAUACGUAGAAAAGUGUAAAAGUUAAUAAUUAUUUAAUGGUAUCUGAUUACAAAAUGGUGCACAAACAUAUUCGAAUGCAAAAUUAUAAAUUUUUUAUUUUGAGUAUGUUUUUGAAAUUUAUGUAUGUGCCAAUAUCAUGUUCACUAUCCAAGCAGGGCUAGAUUAGUCUGACUUGAAGUUUUAAAAUCGAGUUCUGACAAUAUGUAUGAUUACACUUGAUUUAUAUACCUACAAUUGAAUAACGAUGUUUCUAUUUACUUUCAAAAAGUACAUUUUUAACUCGUUUUUUGGUUGCUAUGUUUACUAGAUAAAAUUUUAUACAGUCAAGUGUUAUUGCUGUGUAUGCAUACAAAGCACAUAGUAUAAUUAUGAAAAUCGGGGCCUUUAACUGUAUUCAAACUUUAGAUGACUAAAAGUUAUUACUGUUUCAAUCUCCAUACUGCAACUCACAUGAAGAAAUGGGAGUUUUCAAUUUUAAUAUGGUUGUAUCAAAAAAAACUCGCACAUAUAUUAUUAAGAUUAUUAUGUACUCAGUAUGGAAGUUUUUGAAAUUUAUAAAUACCAAUUUCGACGAAAAAAAUUUUGUGUGUAUCAUAAGCAUUUUGAUAAAAUCCUUAUUAGUAAAAUCAACAUAAAACCGAAUGAAAAUUCGAUCUUAUCUGAUGUAUAAUGUAUUUGUAUGCAUUUGCAUACGAAAAUGCAUAAAAAAUAGCUUGAAGUGUAAAUUGAUCAUAUGCGUAAAUAGAAUAAGAAACAUAUAGGAAAAGUACUUGUAUGGGAUAUACGAACUUAUAAGUUAAUUUCAGAUUAAAGUUAGAUUGAUUUUCCUUUUUGUUUAGCAAUAUAUAUAUUUGAGUAAUAUAUAUAUUAUCCGUUAUCAUUGAUAGCACGUAGCGCGUCAUUUCAAGAUGGCCAUUAUAACGAAAUGCAAUUUGUGCAAGUCCAAUGUGUUCAAUAUGAAAAAAAUCACUGCUCGCUAUAAGAAAUUCCACGAAGACCCGACGAAUUAUAUAUACCGAAAGACUAAAAAAAAGUCUGAAUCAAAUAUACAUUACGAGCAGCAACAAGUAGCAGUAGCGUAAACAGUUUUCUAAUCUGUUGUUGCGUCAUUUAAUAAGCAAAUAUAGAACCAAAGUGUGCAUUAGAAUAAAAAAAAGACUCGCUCAUAAUAUAUAUGUAAUACCGAUUGACUAGACAUUACCGAUGAAAAGCAAACAUUCAUUUUUAAGAGUGCGUGCUUACGCCGCAGCCGGGUGCGUAUUCUUUUAAAAUAGCGAUCUGCAGUAAGUAAAAGUCAACAUAUUUGUAAUAUUGCCGCACGAUGCUUUGCAAAGGUAUCGAUAAUAAACGAAAAAUGAAAAAUAAACAAAAUUAUAAAUGAAACUGCCAAAGUGUUCACGAGCGUAACGACGUAAAAAGAAAAUGAUAGAAAAAAAAGGAAAAAAAAUAUCGACUUUAAAAUUAUUGUUUUAAGCUCCUGUAACGUGUACUGCUGCACUUGACGCGCAAAAAUAAACUAUCGUGCGGAACAUGAAGAUUUUGCGGCGACUUUUCGUCCCUCUCUCUCUCUCACGAGAAUAAUAACUCCCAUCCUAUAUAGCAGUUGUGAGGCGAUCAAUGACUUAUUAUCAUUAAUUAUCAUUAUUAUUGAUGUGUUGUGUUUCUUUUUUUUCAAUUCUUGCGUGCGCGACGACGAGCGUCCGACGUACAUUUAUACAUACGCAAACUUACACACCCACUAAGGCAAGAAAAUGUUGUUUCUCUCGGUGCGCUCUGACGCGCGUCGUCAUAUCAUGUAUUAACGUGCUGUAAAUUCGAGAAAGAAAAAAAACAAUAAUAUAAUACAUUCAAUGAUAUGAACAGAAAAUAUAAAAUAUGAAAGUAUA
Messenger RNA from Trichogramma pretiosum, 4776 nucleotides. RefSeq names its product ribosomal protein S6 kinase beta-1-like. Gene Ontology annotation, molecular function: ATP binding; protein serine/threonine kinase activity. NCBI's taxonomy places the organism in Eukaryota, Metazoa, Arthropoda, Insecta, Hymenoptera, Trichogrammatidae. Gene Ontology annotation, biological process: signal transduction; protein phosphorylation. Bases 804 to 2174 code for a protein of 456 amino acids. The transcript is spliced from 13 exons. The record is from RefSeq and is a predicted model, not a curated record.